AUGACGCUAAACUCGGCUCACUCACCUCUCACACCUUGCACUCUCUCACAUCUCACCUUAGAGUCGCACACACCCCAAUGCCCAAUCCUCGUCAUCCGCCUGCAAAUGCCCAUCAUAGAGACUCGACUUUCUGCCCCCUCCUUCUCUCCAAUUGAGCCAAAUCCUCCUGAAGUAGAGGCCCUGAUGAGGUUCCCCGGCUCACACACACACAUACACAUACACACACACACACACACAUUUGUCUUGAUGGCUUCAUUGUCGCAUAGCGAAAAAAGCAAGCAGAGAAUCACCCGCCAUCUCGCCCAUAAUAUGGUUGACUAG
Colletotrichum higginsianum IMI 349063 is the source of this 321-nucleotide messenger RNA. RefSeq lists its product as uncharacterized. The coding region runs from base 1 to 321 and encodes 106 amino acids. NCBI's taxonomy places the organism in Eukaryota, Fungi, Ascomycota, Sordariomycetes, Glomerellales, Glomerellaceae. The record is from RefSeq and is a predicted model, not a curated record. The transcript is spliced from 2 exons.